GUUUGACACACUUAAAACAAAGACCACAGCAACUGUGAGCUGAAUUAUUUUCAGCAGCCGAGGAAGCAGCAUAUCUGCACGUGCAUUUGGUGUUGCAAGCGAAAAGAACAGAGAAUUCAUGACUUAAUCAGCUCCACUGACAACUCUGGAUAUUUAAGAGAAGAAGCAGCAAGAGAGCAGAGCUGCAGGAAGCCAACAUACCAGCAUACCACCACUAAAUAGAUAAGGCUUCGGGAGGGAACCUCCACAGACCUCUUUCAACAUCACACCAAGGAGUGAAAAAGAACAGCCGAAAUUAAAAAAAAAGACUAAAGGAACUUUGCUGAAGUGUGCAGGGAGCACGUAUGCGUGGAGGACUGACCGGUCUGCAGUGGUUUUGCAAAGAAGUCACAAAAGCAGAACAAUCUGGAGGAGGAACAGCAAGAGGUCCACCGGGCCCCACAACACAAUUUCACUAUGAGUAUGACCGGUACUCUAGAGAAGGGAGCCCACCACCAGGCCUUGGAUCUGUCUGAGGAACUGCCGCCUCAUCACCUCCACCACCACACCAACCACCACCAGCAUCUCCACCACUCCAACUCUCUGGUCUCCACUACUGCUAUGGGUGGAGGCAGAGAAACGCUUUCACGUGUGGUCAUACCUCCUCCUUAUUCGGCAGCCGAGAGCGGAGGCGGGGGAAGCGAAGCCCCUCUGGAGCUGCGGGGGUCGCUCGACUGCUGGGCCUGCUCGGUGCUGGUGACGGCUCAGAACUUGGUGAUUGCCGCCAUCAACGCCUGCCUGGCUGCAGUUGUGUUUGGGACCAUCCUGAUACCAGCCAUCGUCAUGGUUGUGUUUGGCUUCCUCUGUCACUCUACAGUCCGCCCUCACGGGACGACGCCCUACUGCUCAGACCUGCUGACCGACGGCGGCUGCGUGGCUUUGCUGGUGGUGGGCUUCCUCUUGGUCACCCCUCUGCUGGUCCUGGCUCUGGCCGCUUACUGCCGUUUGGCCCGACACCUCCAGCUGGGCCUGUGCUUCAUCCCAUACAGCCGGGCCGUGUACAAGAACCUGCCGGCCACCCAGCAUCGCGGCAUCGGCACUGGAUGCUGCGGCGGUCGAGACGGAGCCGACAGCAGCGGGAAGGGAAAGGUCUGGGUGUGAGAUGAGGGUGGGACAGGGAAGGGGAAGAGAGAGAAGAGCAGUGAGGAUGACGAUUAGCUGUAUAUAAAGGGAAGUGAACAUGAGAAUGAGGUAGAGGGUUGUAUGGGAUGACUAAACCUGGAGAUGUGAGGAAACGCUAGAUGUUUACCAGAGAAUGGAGGAAGCUGUAAAUAGCAGUUACUACUCAACAACCAGCUGGACAUCCUGGAAGUGAAGUUACAGAAUGACUAACGAAUUUUCCCAAGUGCUAACAUCAGAGCAGCAUAAUAGAUUGUUGAGAAAAAGAAUCGGCAUGGCGUUCUAAGGAAUUUUGUUGGUAUUGUUCCACUGGACACAUUAGUCGUAACUUUCCAGCUCCAAUAUGCCGUCUUUAAGAAUGAGGAAAAAAAAUGAUCGCAAACAAAGCCUGUAUUUUUCAAGCAAGACAUAGAAGUGAAUAUGCCCCUGUGCAAUAUCAAUUAAAUACUACAUUAUCCACAAUUUCAUAACCAACCUAAACACUAACUGACAAGAUAACUCCUAGCCUGCAGAAGUUUGGCACAAAAGGAAUAUUCCAGCAAUUUUUUUUGACAACAAUCGAAAACACACUUAGAAAAUCGUGAGAGUUUCCAAAGAAAAAAGAGUGAAAAUUAUGACCUGAUCAAGUGUGUCACCUGAUGUGAAUCCAACAAAAUCUUUGGUGUGUUUUAAAGGGAAAGGCAGAGCAACGCAAUGCUUUCAGCAAAGAUCAACUAAAAAACAACAUACAAAUACAAAAUCUGAAAAAAUAAAAGAUUUCAAAGUCAGAAAUAAAAGCGUACUGGCUUAUGUUGCAUUGAGUGCCUACUGUGGUGCCUGCUAUUCAAUUUAACCUGUUACUUUUUUAUCAAUUGCUGUAGGGUGACAUAUUCUGAUUAAUCUGACAUUUAACUGAUAUUGUAUAAGGUUGUACUCACUUCUGUUGUGUAUUGUGUAUGCCCAAAUCGUAUGCACACUGAGUAACGUAGAGAGAGAGAAAAAUCAUGAAAAUAAAAGAGUGUCAAGUCAAUAAAUGACUUUAAGUGUAACUCCGUAAAUCAGCAAUAACCUAAAAUACCCAGACAUGACAACCAAGUUCUGACUGCUGGGGAUAAAGAAAAGAGCUAAACUUGACACACUGAAGUUGUCAAAAAUACAACCAGAUGUGCAAACAAACUUAACUUUCCUGGAUGAAACAAAGGAAAGAGGAAAUCUGAAAAUAGCCCAUCUCACAAGGCUGAACUUUCACUCAACAUAACUGUAUCUUAUCACAUUUAUGUUAUGUUUAUGAAAACAUGUAUUUUUCUAGGGUAGCUUUCUUUUUUCUGCUGCAAACUGUGAUUACAACCUCAUGUGUUAUUUCUUUUUUAUAAAUAAAGUUUUUGGAUUUUGUUGAUGCGA
This is a messenger RNA of Acanthochromis polyacanthus (spiny chromis), 2538 nucleotides long. RefSeq names its product transmembrane protein 88 b (gene tmem88b). Lineage: Eukaryota; Metazoa; Chordata; Actinopteri; Pomacentridae. The record is from RefSeq and is a predicted model, not a curated record. The coding region runs from base 457 to 1140 and encodes 227 amino acids. Gene Ontology annotation, molecular function: PDZ domain binding. The transcript has 3 exons. Gene Ontology annotation, cellular component: plasma membrane.